AUGGCGCCCCGCCGCUCUGAGGCAGAAGAGGAGGAACAAAAUGGCGGAACCGUGAAGCUCCAAUUCGACGAGCCGCUGACAUGGCGCCCUGGGAAACCCAUCCCGAUCGACACGCUCCUCAAAAGGCUCGACCGUCUGACGAAGGAGCUUGCCGAGAUGGAUCAGGAAGAAACGGAUACGAGCUCGCUGACAAAGGUCGCCAAAGAGGUCGCAUCGCAUCAGCUCCUGAACCACAAGGACAAAGGGGUCAGAGCCUAUACGGCCUGCUGCGUCGUCGAUAUCCUUAGGCUGUGUGCCCCCGAUGCGCCCUUUACCCCCUCGCAGCUCAAGGAUGUCUUCAAUCUCACCGUCACCUCUAUCAUACCCUCUCUCUUUGAUCCCUCAAAUCCAUACAAUAACCAGCACAAGUAUGUCCUGCGUUCCCUUGCCGAGAUUAAGAGUAUCGUCCUACUUCUCGACGUGGACGGGAGCGAAAACCUCCUCCUCCAUCUCUUCUCCACUGUCUUUGAUGGCGUCUCCGGGUCAAAGUCAGCUUCGGGGGAGCAGGUCGCCAAGGAUGUCGAGUACAGUAUGCAGGAAUUGUUGGGCGUGAUCAUCGAGGACGCCAACAGUCUGCCGGCAAAGGUUGUGGAUGUGAUGAUGGCUCAGUUUCUUAGAGCGGCUGCUCCAGGAAGUGGAAGGGAGAGGCGGGACCACGUGCCACUCGACGAAACCCAGGCAACCCUACUAGCCAAGGAAGAACCUGAGGCCUAUCAAAUAGUCAAGCACAUGUGCCAGCUAUACCCGGAUAAAAUGGCCCGCUUUGUCAGCCAGUAUUUCAGCGAUGUUAUCGUCGACGCGACGAGUUUUGCCGGGCGGCACGAUCACAGGGAUGAAGAUGGCGAGGAUGACGAAGAUGGCCCGUCCGGCCCGUCCGAAUCGGAUCUUAGAGAACUAAGAAAGGCGCACACGCUUAUCCGAGAGGUCUGGAAGGCUGCUCCCCAGAUCUUGCAGAACGUCGUUCCCCAAGUUGAUGCUGAGCUUUCGGCCGACAAUGUGCACCUUCGGCAGCUUGCAACAGAGACUCUGGGAGACAUGAUAUCGGGCAUUGGCGCAGCAGGGCCACCCCCUCCGCCAGCCCUCGAUCCCGCUGCUUACCCGCCCCUGAGACUAGAGGACGACGACCGGACAGAGGCUCAAGCUGCCAACAUUCUGACCACGCCGCUCUCCGCUAUCUCGUUUCCACAGACUCACCACAUGACCUUUCACAACUUCCUUAGCAGAAAGAACGAUAAGGCUGCCGCAAUUCGUGCUGCCUGGACAACCGCUGUAGGGUACAUCCUCUCGACCUCUGCCGGCGGUAUCGGUCUUGGCCGUGAAGACGAGACGGCUUUGAUUCAGGGGAUAGGCGAGAAGCUUUCUGACAGUGACGAGCGGGUCAGAUUGGCGGCCGUCAAGGCCAUUGAGACCUUCAGCUUUCAGGACAUUAUUUUGAAGCUCGGGCCCAACGGGGGUGUCUCUAAAGAGGGCUCCGUCCUAUCCACCCUGGCCGACCGCUGCCGUGACAAGAAACCAGCAGUGAGAGUGGCCGCCAUGUCACUUCUGGGAAAGCUCUGGGCGGCCGCGACCGGGGAGCUGCUCGCCGGAAACGACGCGGUGACCGCAGCCCUCGGAGGCGUGCCGACUCGCAUUUACAGCGCAUUCUAUGUCAAUGAUCCUGAACUUAAUGUCCUGUUGGAUCGCGUCAUAUAUGAAUGUCUUGUGCCCCUUUCGUAUCCGCCACCCAAGAAGGGGUCGAAGGGCACUGGAUCGAAUGGGAACCCCCAAUCUCAGACCGGCGCGACAGCAGCUUUCGAUCAAGACGCGAUCCGGGCCGAGAGGAUUUUGCUGCUCGUCCGAUCUCUUGACCCCAUGGCAAAGAAGGCCUUCUUCGCCAUGCAAGCAAGACAACCCCAGUUCGCCCACGUCCUCGAGACAUUCAUCAAGCAAUGCGACCUUUACAAUGGAGGUGUAAUGGACGAUGAGGCUGACAAGAAAACGAGCAAUCUCCACAAGACCAUCAAUUAUAUCGCACAAUUUCUCCCCGAUGAAGUCAAGAGCAAGCAGGAUCUCUUUAGGUUCGCCAAGGCCAAUGAUCGUCGCAAUUACAAUCUAGUUAAAUAUGUCAUUGGCCAGGAGCACGACUUCAAGACUGUUCACAAAGCAUUGAAGGAGUUAGUUAAGCGCAUCCAGACGAGCAAGGACCCUUCGAUCCGCGAUACAUUGUUACCCUUACUCUACCGGUCCGGCUCUCUCAUGUUCAACCGAAGCCACCUAUCAGCCAUUAUGGAAUAUUCCAGAUCGGACAAAGACGGCAUGGGGCCGGUCGCCCAUGAGGUCUUGAACGAGAUAUCGCAACGAAAUCCUGAUCUGUUCAAGACGCAUAUUGGACAACUUUGCAAGGAUCUCGUAGAUCAAGCGCCCACUUCCACCAGAGAAAACGAUCCGGUUGUUGCCGAGACUUUGAAAGCCUGCUCAGCUUAUGCUCGCAAAUAUCCCAAGGAUGUUCCUUUGGACAGAGAGUUUGCGCGGACCAUGAUCAACUAUGCACUCUACGGCCAGCCCGCCAAGGCAUCCAAGUAUGCUGUCAACAUUUUGCUCUCUAAAAAGGAUGACAAAAGUAUGGUCAGCGCGACAGAUCUCCUUCAGAGGACCCUGAAAGAUUGGACUUAUGGGACGACUCACUUUCUCAACAAGCUUGCCACCAUGAGCCAACUUGAGCUCCUCGCGCCCAAGGUCACGGAAGAGGCAGAGGAUAAGAUUCUAGACAUGGCUGUUCAACAGGUCCUUCUUGAGGUUCGCCAAGAGGGCACUGACCAAGAUCCGGACUGGGUUGAUGACGCCGAGUUGGAUGAAGAAUGCCAGGCAAAAUGCCUGGCGCUCAAGACUCUGGCGAACAGGCUCAGAAGUACAGAAGACGCCAUCGAGGCGAAGCAAAAAGCCAAGCCAGUCUGGAAGUUGCUGAUGAAGCUGGUCAGCAGCAAGGGCGAACUCUCUAAAACGAAGGUGACACCGAAGCAUCAUCGGUCGCGGUUGCGUCUGCUGGCGGCGCAGCUGCUAUUGAAGCUCUGCACACAAAAGCACUUUGACGAUCUCCUGAGUCCACAAGACUUCAACACCCUCGCACUCACAACCCAAGAUGCGGUCCAGGAGGUGCGUCACGAAUUUGUCAGGAAACUGCAAAAGUACCUCGCCGACGGCAAGCUGCGCUCGCGCUUCUACACCAUCGUCUUUUUGACUGCUUUUGAGCCCAGCACCGAGUUCAAGCAGCGGACAGAGACCUGGAUUCGGUCGCGGGCGAGGUAUUUCCAAGAUCACAAGCAACCAGUCCUUGAGGCCGUCAUGGCACGUCUCCUGUCACUGCUUGCGCAUCACCCCGACUACAGCGCCGAAAUGGACGAACUGGUCGACCAUGCCCGCUAUAUCCUCUUCUACGUUAGCUUGGUAGCGACUGACUCCAAUCUCGGCUUGAUCUAUAAGUACGCUGAGCGGGUCAAGCAGACGCAGGACGGGCUCGACCCGGAGAGUAACAAUCACCAGGUGCUGAGCGACCUGGCUCAAGCUGUCAUUCGAAAAUGGCAGGAGAAGAAGAACUGGGCCUUCACCGCCUACCCGGGCAAGGUCGGAUUGCCCGUUGGGUUGUACUCGGCGUUGAAGUCCCACGAAGAGGCCCAGCAGAUUGCAGAGAAGCAGUUUGUCCCGGACGGAAUCGACGAAAAGCUUGAUGAGCUCUUGCGGGCGAUGGAUCGUAAGAAGAAACGAAAAUCAGUUGCCGACGACCGGACCGACAAUCACCAUCCACCAAGCAAGAGAACCAAGGUUCAAUCGUCCUCCAGCUCCGGGGCUCAACAAGCAAAGGAACCGAAGCUCAAGAGGCCGACUGCGGCGGUAAAGACUAAAAAAGCGCCGGCCAAGCAGCCAAAGAAACCGAGAGCGUCGCCACCCAUGGCGGAGGGUGAUCGUCGGCGCAGCGGCAGGUCACGGAACGCUAAUGCGUCAUACAUUGAACGCGACUCGUCCGAGGACGAUGAGGAGAUGCUUGACGGCGUCGCAGAGUGGGAAUACCUCAGUGAGGGCGAGGACGGGGGGAGGGUAGAGAAGGCGGACGGUGAUGAUGACAACGAUGAGGCGGAGAGCGACAACGAUGAUGAUAAUGCUGACCCGGAGGAGGGUAAGGAAGCGUCCGAGAAUGAAGGCGGAACUAUUGAGGUUGAGGAGGAGGAGAGGGAGGAGGAGAAAGAGGAGGAGAGGGAGGAGGAAAAAGAGGCGGAGAACGAGGACAAGAACGAGGAAGAGAACGUGGAGGAAGAAAAACGUCCCGCUGCACGCAAAAGCAGAAAGGCCAAACCUGCUCCGGCUCCGGCCCCAGCAAAGAAUGGUAACCGUGGUCGUGGUCGUGGCCGUGGCCGUGGUGAUAAGCCCGAGAGCGAGCCGGAGGAUGUUGAGAUGGAUGAUCCGGAAGAAAAGAACGAGGAGGCUGAGAAAGAAGGCGAGGAAGAGGCGGCCGAAGAGAAAGAAGAUGAGACGACCCCCCCGGCACGGUCGACUCGCCGAGGCAAAGCCGCCGCCCCUCCACCCAAAGCGAAGCCUGCCCCGAGCAAAACUAAAGCCGCGCCAAAGGGCAAGGCUGGUGCUGCUGCCGUCUCUGCUCCGGCGAAAAUAGGAGGCAGGGUAACAAGAGGGAGGAAAAAGGCUGGCGGUGAUGAUGACGAGUGA
This is a messenger RNA of Canariomyces notabilis, 4734 nucleotides long. RefSeq names its product ARM repeat-containing protein. The transcript is spliced from 3 exons. Gene Ontology annotation, biological process: mitotic sister chromatid cohesion; DNA repair. The record is from RefSeq and is a predicted model, not a curated record. Lineage: Eukaryota; Fungi; Ascomycota; Sordariomycetes; Sordariales; Chaetomiaceae. The coding region runs from base 1 to 4734 and encodes 1577 amino acids. Gene Ontology annotation, cellular component: chromatin; nucleus.